This is a messenger RNA of Manihot esculenta (cassava), 1405 nucleotides long. RefSeq lists its product as uncharacterized. The coding region runs from base 178 to 1227 and encodes 349 amino acids. NCBI's taxonomy places the organism in Eukaryota, Viridiplantae, Streptophyta, Magnoliopsida, Malpighiales, Euphorbiaceae. The transcript is spliced from 4 exons. Gene Ontology annotation, cellular component: chloroplast. The record is from RefSeq and is a predicted model, not a curated record.
CCUAAACGAAUAAACUAAUAAUCAUCUCCCUCGUUUUCUUCAUUCUCACCUAACUUCUCUCAUUCCUCCCUCUUCUUCCAAUUAAUUGCUUCUCUCCAUAGCCUCUUUCCUCUCAAUUCCUGCUCUUCUCCUCUUGAUUUUCACUGCCGAAGUUGGGAAACUUGCUUCCUGAUAAAGAUGGACUUCUUCUUCAGAGGCCUAAAUGAUGAAUCUGUACCUUCUCAGCAUGACAUUCUUAGGUGUCCAUUUUUGAGAAACAUUAAUGAGCCCACUAAUUUCUCCUUCUCCUCUUCCAUGCCUUUCCCGAUGCCUAUCCGCAAAGGCAAAGGUCCGAUUUUUGAAGAUGGUCCAAAUUUUGAUAUGGCAUUUAGGCUAUUCCAUGGACGUGAUGGAGUUGUCCCACUUUCUGAAAGAUCAUUCUCAAGUUCUAAGAAAGAAGAUACCCAACCAUCACUUCCUGAGUUCAAUCCAUUAGCUGCAAAGGCAGCUACCAUCAGUCUCUCAGCUUUUGGACCUGGAGGACCCUUUAGCUUUGACUCAUUUUCGAAGAAGUGGAAUGAGAAGAUGAACUCCAAUUCAUCUAAAAAGAAGUCAUCUUCACAGGGAGGACAACCAAAUCAUGAGGCAUCAAGCAGUGAGUGGUUGCAAACUGGAAAUUGCCCCAUUGCAAAGUCAUAUCGUGCAGUUAGCAGUGUCUUGCCGCUUGUAGCAAAAGUUUUCCAGCCCCCACCAGGCGUGAAAUUCAGGUGCCCACCUGCCGUGGUUGCAGCCCGAGCAGCUAUAGCACGGACUGCUUUUGCUAAGAACAUUCGGCCUCAACCCCUGCCCGCCAAAAUACUCGUGAUUGGGAUGUUGGGCAUGGCAGUGAAUAUCCCUUUAGGAAUAUGGAGGGAGCACACCCAAAAAUUUUCGGCAUCAUGGUUUGCAGCAGUCCAUGCAGCAGUUCCAUUCAUAGCAAUGCUUCGGAAAUCUGUAUUGAUGCCAAAGUCAGCCAUGGCAUUUACCAUUGCAGCUUCUGUACUAGGACAGGUUAUUGGGUCUAGAGCAGAGCGAUACCGGCUGAAGGCUGUAGCUGCAAGGAAAAUGUCUCUUGCAGAAACUCCUGCCGGCGGUUCAAGUGACUUGCAAAUUGUUUCUGUUAAAGGAGGACAUUGUGGAAAUGUGGUGGAGUAUCCAGUUUCUCUUCAGGUUGCUGGGAAUUCUUCGUCAGCAAAUGUAUUUUGCUGAUUUUAGUUCUCUUGGCACUUAUAGACCCAACUUUACUUGGAAUCUAAAGAUUGAUUGUAAUUCUGUUUUCAACGCAAAGUUUGCUUUCCAUGAUGGUCGUCUCCUUUACUGUAAGAAACUGAGCUUACGCAAUUGAAGGAAUAAAAGGCUAUGGAGAAAGAGAGUGAUUUUAUUCGAA